CUCACACGCACGCAUCCAGCACAACCACCCACGCGAUGGUCGUCCCGACGUCGACGCGCACCGUCGCCGCCCACCCCUCCCAGCACGGUCAGCACCCGCAGCAUACCAACGCCGCGGCGGCAGGCUCGACUCGACUGCAGCAGCCGAUUUCGCAGUUUACUCCCUCGGAGCGCGAGCUGGCCCCCGGUGGCAGGAACAGGCUGUUCCUCGCGCUGCGCUCUGGCGUAGAAGAAGAGGUCGACUGGGCCCUCCCGCGCCUCGUGCUCGCGUCCUUUGACCGCCCGGAGAAGUUUGCCCUCGAGACGUGGGUCGACUCGGUGUCGAGCUUCAAGGAGUGGCCGCAGCUCUGGCUCGACGAACUCGAGCGCGAGGUCGCGUACCGCGAGCUCAUCGACUCGCCAUCCUCAUCCAAGCGCGAUGCGCUCGGCGCCGUGCCCAGCUUCACGCGCGACCCCGCCGUCGAGGAUCGCGCCGCGGCCUCGCUUCACAUCCUGCGAAACGCGAGCUUCUCGGGCAACAAUCCGCGCACCAUCUCGAGGACGUCGUUCGUGGCCUUCCUCCUGCGCUUCUUUAACCUGCCUAUCGACUUCUUGAUCGAAGUGUCGGCCCGCUCGCCCGAGCCGUUCCAGCAUAUCCUCAUCAUCCUCCAGUCCAUAUACCCUUUCUUAUUCGGUGGCCCACCCGUUUUCCGCCUCCUCACAGAGGUGCUGCCGACGUUCGCCAUGAAGACGCGCGACUUGGGACUGCUGAGCAUCACGUUGCCGAUUCUCAUCACCACGUUCCAGGUGCCGACGUUCCCGCCGCCGCCCGAGGGUUUCAUCCAGCACAUCCUCUAUCUCCUCACGCUGCAGCCGCCGCCGCAGCUCCUCGAGCUCGUCCUUGACCUGCUGGCGGCCAUGGUCCCGCAGCCUGCGUACGCCCGCAUUGUUCUGUCCGACCCGCAGUUUGGUUCGCACCUCAAGUCGCUCGUCAGGCUGCUUGAGCACGGCGCCCAGGACUAUGUCGCUCAGUGGUACCCUGUCGAGCAUCUCCGCUCCCACGAGGUUCUCAACCCCGCUGGCGGGCCGGCGCUCGCUGAGAGGGCCACCGCGAGGCGCAGAAUUGAGAGAGAGGCGGACCAGCAAAAGAUGGAGGUGUUUGGCGGGCCUGGCGUCACCCGCGAGGUUGGCACAACACCGCCGCAGUUGUCGCAGACGGUCAAGGACGAGCUCUACAAGAUGACCGAGCCGAAGCGGUCCAUUGCUUGGAUGCACGAGACGUUCGUCUACUGCUCGCACGCUCAGCUGCUGCAGGUGACGUUCUGGCAUGCGUACAGGGACUUUUUCUCCAACUCCGCGACGGUGGAGCAGUUAUUGAGCGCGUCCGAGGUCAUCAAGAACGUCACGGUCGCAUUCCCUGCGGCGCAGGCCAAGCUCUGGACGGACGAGCGUGGUGAGACCAAGUUUGUCAUCUCGGGCAUGGGCUUCAGGAAGGGAACAGAUGACGCCGAUCGCUUCCUCUGCUUCUGGCGCGGCUGCCAACGGCCACAAGGUGCCACCAACCCCGGCCAGCUGCUCGAUCACAUCCAAAAGGCACACUUGGCAGGCCACCCGCAGUCCUGCGCGUGGGCAGGAUGUCGCCACUCGCCGUUCACCCUGACGCACCUCCUCACGCACCUGCCGCUUGUUCAACCACCCAGCGUGCAGCCGAGGAUCUCAGUGGCACCCGGCACUGAACGCUCGUUUGUGUACUCUCCCCAGGUGACGAGCAGACCAGCGCCACCCGUGCCGCCGACCCAACUCUUGCGCUUCGAGGGCAAGCGCACUAGCGCCGAUGCGGCGCGCAACCCAAUAGGCAUUGCCUUCUUGGCUGCACUCGUUGUGCGCGGGCUCGCGCGUAGCCUGAGAUCCGAGGUGGCUGCGGCCCUGCCUGAAGAAGUGGGCAUGAGUGCCGAGCAGCGGCGGGCCAAGAAGAAGCACUUGGCAGAGGACCGGUUCGGCCUUCCGAUCCCCGCGAGCGUUUUACGCGAGGAGGAAGAGGAGGAGGACGAGGCGCGUGGCACGGCCGAGGUGAGCAUGCCCGACGCGGACAGGGAGCGGGCGCGGGCUGCGUUCCGCGGCGUGGAAGGCCGGAUCCUCGACGUUGUCAACACCAACGUGUCGAGCCUGGGACUGUACCUUGGCGACGCGUUUGGAUGGUAGGGGAGGUCUAGGCGGAGGGCCGUCGGCCGUCGGUAGAAGAUGUAUUACAUUCAUGA
Molecule: messenger RNA, 2236 nt
Organism: Vanrija pseudolonga
Lineage: Eukaryota; Fungi; Basidiomycota; Tremellomycetes; Trichosporonales; Trichosporonaceae
Gene: RSC9
Product: Chromatin structure-remodeling complex subunit RSC9
Exons: 2
Coding region: 36-2180 (714 amino acids)
Biological process (GO): regulation of DNA-templated transcription
Cellular component (GO): RSC-type complex
Molecular function (GO): DNA binding
Source: RefSeq, a predicted model, not a curated record